Cuscuta europaea is the source of this 1937-nucleotide messenger RNA. The record is from the annotation of a GenBank genome assembly. NCBI's taxonomy places the organism in Eukaryota, Viridiplantae, Streptophyta, Magnoliopsida, Solanales, Convolvulaceae.
CGUGAAUUAAUUUAUGUAAUUGAUCAUAUUCGUAUUCUAUUGUUUUAAGUUAGAUCUCUACUACGUAUUAUUUAGAAACAACAUACGAAGUAUAUGAUGACACGUUCUGCACUGCUUGAGCGUCGAUGGCUGCUUCUUGCGGCGGUGGUUCUACUCUCCCCGCCGCCGCUUAUGGCGUCUCGUCGUGUCAUACAGCGGCCUGUAACGGUCAACUCCGAUGUCCCGCCUUCAUUCCCGGCCGGCUUCCUUUUAGGCACGGCUUCCUCUUCUUAUCAGUUUGAAGGAGGGUACAUGGAUAAUGGUAAAGGCCUCAGUAACUGGGAUGUUUUCACCCACAAAUCAGCCAAUGAUAUACUAGAUGGAAGCAAUGGAGAUGUUGCAGACGAUCAAUACCACCGAUUUCAGGAAGACAUAGAUCUCAUGGCUUCUCUUGGAGUGAACAGUUACAAAUUCUCAAUUUCAUGGACUCGAAUAUUACCACAUGGAAGAUAUGGAAACAUAAACACUGACGGGAUCAAUUACUAUAACAGCCUCAUUGAUGCCCUGCUUCUAAAAGGAAUUCAACCGUUUGUGCUGUUGAAUCAUUUUGAUAUCCCUCAAGAACUUGAGAUCAGAUAUCAAGCAUGGUUAAGUCCAAAACUAAAGGAAGACUUCGGUUAUUUUGCAGAUAUUUGUUUCAAAAGUUUUGGAGAUAGGGUGAAAUAUUGGGUAACCUUUAAUGAACCAAACAUGUUCAUCCCUUUAGCAUACCGAUCAGGAGUUUACCCUCCAAACCGUUGUUCAAAACCAUAUGGGAAUUGCUCUAAUGGAAAUUCAGAAAAAGAACCUUUCCUGGCAGGGCACAAUAUUAUUUUAGCUCAUGCAACCGCUGUCAAUAUCUACAGAACCAAAUAUCAGGAAGAACAAGGUGGUCAAAUAGGUUUUUCUGUGCAUACGUUCUGGUAUGAACCAAUGAGCAAUUCCACAGAAGACAAGUUAGCCGCAGAAAGAGGCCAAUCCUUCUUUUCAAACUGGUUCCUUGAUCCAAUCAUAAAUGGUAGAUAUCCCAAGGAGAUGAAAGACAUCUUGGGAUCACUUUUACCAGAAUUCUCAACACAAGAGUUGGAACUACUGAAAACAGGACUAGAUUUCAUUGCGAUCAACCAUUACACUAGUUUCUAUGUGAAAGACUGCAUCCAUUCUAAUUGUGGGCCUGUAGAGGGUAAUAGUAGAGUAGACGGUUUCCUUGUGAAAAGUUCAUUCAAGGAUGGUGUCCCAAUUGGAGAAGCAUCAGGGAUGGACAUCCUCUAUGUUUAUCCGUCGGGAAUGGAGAAAACGGUAACAUACUUGAAAGACCGAUACAAUAAUACACCGCUUUAUGUAGCAGAAAAUGGUUAUAGUGAGAGAUUCGACUCACAAACAAACAUUAAAGAAUCAUUACAUGAUAUUAAGCGUGUGGAGUUCAUGGCCGACUAUAUAGAUGCCCUUUCAACUGCUAUGAGGAAAGGAGCAGAUGUGAGAGGGUAUUUUGUUUGGUCCUUGCUUGACAACUUUGAGUGGUUGUAUGGUUACACCCUAAAGUUUGGGCUUUAUUAUGUGGAUCGCAUGACAUUAGAGAGAGUGCCAAGAUUAUCAGCAAAUUGGUACAAGCAGCUUAUUGCAAAACAAAAGAGGGCAAAAACCCCAACAUAUGAGUAUUAGAGAAACAAAGAUGCUCACAUCAAGGGUAUAUAUUAAAGUCUUGUUGUACGGAAAAACACUUAUGGCUUCAUAUGUUCAUUGUUGUAUAAAAGUUCUGGUAGAUUUGUGCUAUUCUACCCAUUAAAUUGAAAUUAGUAUAUAAAGAUUUAUGUGUCUGUAAAUAUCACUUGUCAAGGAAGUAAGUUGUAAAAGCACAUUAUUACGUGACUUUAGAUAUUAAGAAAGCUUUAAAUUAAUUGUAAUGUUUGUAUAAGAUU